Messenger RNA from Racocetra persica, 1677 nucleotides. NCBI's taxonomy places the organism in Eukaryota, Fungi, Glomeromycota, Glomeromycetes, Diversisporales, Gigasporaceae. The record is from the annotation of a GenBank genome assembly.
AUGUCCCCACCAACUGAUGAGCAAAAUCAGUCACAGACUAAGACUGACGAUCUUUCUAAAACUCGACGCAUGUCUUGGAAUGAAAGAAAAUACAAUCUCAUUAAAUUAUACAAAAAUGUCCAAAGUUGGAAGAAGCUUCGGAAUUUAUCUUUUAGACGAUUAGUAAUUACUGCUGCUGUAUGCAUAUUUUCAUUUGGAAUAGGGUGUUAUCUUCUUACAACAAAGGAAGAUGAUAUAAAGUCAACAGCUUCAAAGAUUAUUACAACGUCUUUCGUUGGAGUAGAGAGUCUUACAACUCUUAUUACGAGUCUAAUGUCACUAAAGAAUCUUUAUAAUUCUGGUAAUAAAGACGCGAAUAAAGAAAUGUAUAAAGAUAUUGAAAAAGCAUUAUAUGAUAGUGUAAUUGACAACUCAAAACAAAAUUACCCCAGAAAACUUGAUUCAACAAAUUUUUCACCUUUAAAAUUUGUUAAAAAACUUAAGAAACAUAUACAUCAUAUAAUGCUUCGUCGCCAGAGGGAAAAAGUGUUUUUAAAGUCUAUUUAUAAAGAAUAUUUUGUUAAAAUAAUAAAUGAUAAUAAAGAAAAACAUCCUAGUGGAAAUGAAAAUGCAAACAUUGACAAAGAUUUAAAGGGCAAACUAUUUGAAGAGAUACGUAAAUCCGUGGAUGAUUUAAAAAAGCAGAGAAAAGAUCCAGAAAACCAAACUAUAAAUGAUUAUCUGAAAUACAUUGACAAUGGUAAAGCUUCAGAUGAUAAUUUUGUAAAGAAUUUAAAGCUAGAUGAAGAAGAUCUUAAAAUUUUAAAUGGACUUAAGAACUUAGAUACAAGUUCAGAACAAAGCCUGUUCGAAAAAAUAGAAAAAAACUUAGAAACAAUAAAAAAAAUUGAGAUAAGAGAUAAUAAGUAUAAAGUAGAUGAAAUCGCGAAGUACUUAGAAAUGGAUGAUAAAAACUCUACCUUUAAUUCGAUUAUAACAUUGACACUUUGCUGUAUAAAUUUUGAUGAAAAUAUGGAUGAAAACACGAUGAGCCUUUUUUUUAAAGGCAUAAAUUUUUUAUUAAAACCAGAUCACAAUAUUAACAUAACUAGAGAUUUAAAAAUAAUUGCUGAGGCAUUGACUCUUGGUACUAUUUUUAAUGAUAAAAGUAAACCAAAUAAUGUCAAGAAGAGGAUGGAAGUGAUGAUAGAAGAAGUAUUAGUAGCAAUUAUGCGCAAGAUGAAUGAAAUUAACGAUGAGAUAAAGAAUGAGACAGAUAAGGAAAUUCAAAAGAUAACUAAAGUUUUUGGUGAUGUAAGGACUGGAAUUUUCAAAGACGGAUUUAAACGGAAUAUUCCUUUGUAUGCAGCAACCAUUAUUCUCAUCCCGAAUUUGUAUAUAAUUGGUCUGAUAAGUGUGUCAAGUGUAUCAUGCGAAAAGAAUGAGAAGCAAGAAAAAGAGAAACAUUUAAUGUUAAAAAGAAUUGAAAUAAAUGAUAUGGAGAAAGAAAUAAUCAAUCGUCUUCUUUUUGGGUUAUCAACAGAAGCUUUAGAUGGUGUUGCAGAAAAAAUUUUAGAGAUAACUGCAACUUCUGAUAUGAAAGAGAAACCUGUCCAAGAUGAAUUGGAAAAUGAUUUCAAUAGUGUUAAUAAUUUAAAUAGUAAUUUGAAUUCUUGGAUAUUGAGGCACUUGCAAAAG